This is a messenger RNA of Anoplophora glabripennis (Asian longhorned beetle), 952 nucleotides long. RefSeq lists its product as uncharacterized. Bases 1 to 945 code for a protein of 314 amino acids. The transcript has 4 exons. The record is from RefSeq and is a predicted model, not a curated record. NCBI's taxonomy places the organism in Eukaryota, Metazoa, Arthropoda, Insecta, Coleoptera, Cerambycidae.
AUGAAGGGUUUAACAGUGCUUGCUUUAUUCAGUGCAAUUUGUGUAAAUUGCCGCGCCGCUUGCUUGAAGAACACGAGUAAUGUGGAAAACGUGAAAAACUCUGAUGUGUGCUCUGAAGACGACGGUAUCUGGGGGCCUUUGAUUGAAAACUGGACCGUUCAAAAUAAAAGGGGUGCCCGUGUUAUGAUACUCCAUCCAGUUCCGAACUCUUACAUUAUAGAAGAGAAAAUCGACAAUGAUAUGACUGAGAAAGAAAGCAAAAUAAGUCCAGGCAAAAUAGUGUCCACGGGUAAUGUUAACAAGAAACCGCCACCCGCCAGGCAAAUCUCCGAGACCGACCUCUAUCUCCUAGGAGCUAUCGAAAAGCUAGUAUACAGGGUGGAUUUUAUGGAGAAGCGAUUGAGGCGUGUCGAGGAAAUGUUAUAUUACGCGGUAGCUGGAAAUCGCAUCGAUAAUGAACCUUGCCCGAAUAAUUUUACCAGAGUAGGAGCGGACUGUUACCAGUUUUUUACGUCAGCUGGUAGAGAGUAUGACUGGAAGGUAGCAAGCAAGAAGUGUAAAUCAUUAGGUGGAUUUUUAGCCGAAAUGGAGACAAUUGAAGAAAAUCAAGAUGUCAUUGCUUUUAUACAAAGUAACCAAUAUUUAAGGGGCAAAGAUUUCUGGGUUGGCGGCUUAAACCCAGGUCUACUGUGGAUUUGGAGCAACAGCGCUAGGCCCGUUAAAGCACCGGGCUCCCACAACAACACGGACAAUCCGUCGACUGCCAUUAAAGGGGACGGUAGAUGUCUAAGACUGGCCUACAACCCGGCUCUCCGGACUUACACUUAUCAGGGAACCGACUGCUCCAUCAGGUUCAGCCACAUUUGCGAACUGCCACAGAAAACGUCGAGCAACGAAAUCAGGCGUCUCGGAAGAAGCAGGAGGAUAUUCAGCGACGAAUCAUAAUAAAGUG